Miniopterus natalensis is the source of this 4849-nucleotide messenger RNA. It is a transcript of the gene TSEN2, whose product is annotated as tRNA splicing endonuclease subunit 2. Gene Ontology annotation, biological process: tRNA-type intron splice site recognition and cleavage; tRNA splicing, via endonucleolytic cleavage and ligation. Lineage: Eukaryota; Metazoa; Chordata; Mammalia; Chiroptera; Miniopteridae. The record is from RefSeq and is a predicted model, not a curated record. Gene Ontology annotation, cellular component: cytoplasm; tRNA-intron endonuclease complex. Gene Ontology annotation, molecular function: nucleic acid binding; tRNA-intron lyase activity.
CGCUGACCGCUGGAGGAGGCAGCGGCCUCCGAAAGCCCGCCCGGCCGGGAGUGAAAAGGACCCGGAGACUUUCCCCCGGUUCCGCAGCCGGACUGACUGGGCCGGGAGGAGGAGCUAGGCCUCCUAGUUCUUCCGGAGUUAACUCCUCUCUUCCUACUCGUGCACCUGUAGCCCUUCGUACUUCUCUUUCUUCUUUCUGGAAAUAUUAACACGACGUCCCGGGGCUGGGGAUGUUGGGGUGCGUCCGACCUCUGUCUGCCCGAGAGGAGCCUCAGCCGCUAGUGAGGCUGCUGGAGGGUGGCGGGACUCAAGGAAACCAGCAAAGGGAUAAGCUGAGACAGUUAGGAACCUGUUGGGCCCCUUAGCAUUUUGGGGCUUGUGUGCCAUCGUGUGUUGCAGUUGCAUCUACCGUCUGGCUAGCACUUCCCGUGGUUGGCCCAGUACUGCGCGCCUUCGCACAAUUACCCAUUUAAUCCUCGCACAGCCUUCAAAGGUUUAUCGUUUGUUUAUACUGUAUUAGUCUUCGGUUCCAACUUGAAAGCUCCCCAGAGGCGCGAUUGUCUGUCUUGUCCCUUUUAUCCCUGCCUCCCCUAGCCCGGGAGGUAAGCAGUUGGAGUUUCAAACGUUUUAAUUGGGAGAAGAUUUGUUGGGUGGGAGGUUUUAAUCGGGCUUGUUAAGGCAAGGUGGACCCAGGGAAUUGGAAAAUUAAAUGUAGCUACCAACCCGCUUUUGGUUUUGCUUUGUUUUGUUUGGAAUGAACAUUUAUUGAUCACCUAAAAGGUGUUAGCUUAUCUGCUCAAAGGAAGAAGAAAGAACAAGCCCUGCUUUUAAUAGACAAGUAAAUGUACUUAACACUGCCGGCGUUUUGGGAAAGGAAAAGUAACAACCUCACAGAACAGUUACACUUGAAAAAUGGCGGAAGCAGUUUUCCAUGCCCCAAAGAGGAAAAGAAGAGUGUAUGAGAAUUAUGAGUCUCCAUUUCCGAUCCCUUUUGGUCAGAAAGACUUCAAAAUAUUCCGCGCUGAAAUGAUAAACAACAGUGUAAUUGUGAGGAACGCAGAAGAUAUUGAGCAGCUGUAUGGGAAAGGUUAUUUUGGAAAAGGAAUCCUAUCUCGAAGCCGUCCUAACUUCACAAUUUCAGAUCCUAAGCUGGUUGCUAAAUGGAAAGAUGUGAAGACAAAUAUGCCUAUAAUCACAUCAAAGAAGUAUCAACAUAGUGUAGAAUGGGCCACAAAGCUCAUGAGAAGACAGGGGCAAGAUGAGAGUACAGUGCAUAGAAUCCUUGAAGAUUACACAAAACCACUUGAGCAUCCUUGCAUAAAAUGGAACGAAAAGGUUCCAUUGCAUGAUGAACUGAACUCUGAAAUAGUUUCCAACAUGGAAGCCACAGCAGAUAGAGAGAAACUGUCUGUGAUGAAUGGGGACUCAGGAAAGUCAGACGAUAUGGAGGAUCCCAGCAAGCCAUCACACUGCCUGCAGGAAGGCUCUGGGCAUGACCCACUAACUGCAAAUGGCUUGGAUGAACACCUGUUAGAGGGCACUGUACCUCUGCCCCAAGUCCAUUGUAGCAAACAAGAUGUUCUCCUCCCCCAGUGUGACACUCCGGACAGCAGCCAACCAGCGGGUCUCGUCUGUGCCAAAGAGAGAGGGCCUGAUGAUGAGUAUGUGCUGGUGGAGGAAGUUGUGUGUGAUGGGAGUGAGAAGGAAGAUGCCCUAAACAAGGAAUUGGUACAAAAGAAGAGACUAAGAUGCAGAAGAAAUCCAUAUAGAAUCUUCGAGUAUUUGCAACUCAGCCUAGAAGAGGCCUUCUUCCUGGUCUAUGCUCUGGGAUGUCUAAGUAUUUACUAUGAAAAGGAGCCUUUAACAAUUGUAAAACUCUGGAAAGUUUUCACCGUGGUUCAGCCCACAUUCAAGACUACCUACAUGGCAUAUCAUUACUUCCGAAGCAAGGGCUGGGUGCCCAAAGUGGGACUUAAGUACGGAACAGAUUUAUUGCUGUAUCGAAAAGGACCUCCAUUUUACCAUGCAAGUUACUCUGUCAUUACUGAGUUAGUCGAUGACCAUUUUGAGGGCUGUCUUCGAAGACCUUUCAGUUGGAAGUCACUGGCUACUUUGAGCAGAGUUUCAGUAAAUGUCUCCAAGGAACUCAUGCUGUGCUAUUUGAUUAAACCUUCUACCAUGACUGACAAAGAAAUGGAGUCACCAGAAUGUAUGAAAAGAAUUAAAGUUCAGGAGGUGAUUCUAAGCCGUUGGGUUUCUUCACGAGAGAGGAGUGACCAAGAUGAACUUUAACAAUUCAACCUCAGAUUUCCAAUUUCACCAACAAAUAUUUAUUAAGUCUCCUACAAUAAGCCAAGUUCAGGAUGAGGUAGAGUCCUUUUAUUGUAAUUGGCCAUUAAUUUAAAAGUUUUAAAGGGCAUGGCGCUCCCAGAACCAGAAAACUGUUAGUGUUUUAAAAGAUAAAAUUACACAGGAGAAGAGCCCUGUGCGGGACUUCAGAUUCUGUCCUUGAACCGGCACUGGCUGGGACUGGCCGUAGCUCCUCGCCCCCAGGCCCCAUCGUGUCCUCGCCUGCUCAGGGAGGAGGUUGGGUAGAUGAGUCCCAAGAAGACUGGUCCAGCAACAGGGAAAGUCUGUUUCACUCCGAUUUUACUUGAAAGUGGUAAUAGUUUACGUUUAUGUGGCACUCUACAGUUUCCAAAGCAGCACUUUCAUACUCAGGCAUCUCUUGUUGCCCACAUCCAAUCCGUUCCUGGGCGAGAGCUGGAGAACAGGUCUGGGGUUGCAGGAUGCUAUGUUCCAUUGUUUUAAAUGGAAAAAAUGAUGUGUCUCUGCUUGUCCAAGAACUGCAACCAAUUACUCAAACACAUAACAAUCCAUUUAAUAUUUAACAAGGGUUUCUGUAUCAUAGAAAGCAUUUAAAACAUCAGUUACCUAAUUAUUUGUCAGUGAACUAAUUGGUGGGCAUAUUUGUGCAGAAUACACAACACUAUCAUGCAGUAUUAGAUAAAAAUUGCACCUUGCUUUAGUGAACUUGUUACAAAGUAAAAAUAGGUGGUGAAGUAAUAUAUGAAGGAAGAUACAUAAUGAGUGCAGUUAACAUUUAGUUAAAACCUUUUUUUAAUUGGUGAUAUCCCAGUGGAGAGUUGCCUGAGGAGUGGCAUUUGGAGGCAAGAGGAGGGAAACGGACAGAGGGCAUGGGGGUGGGGGAACGAGCAAGAGGGAGCCAGUGCAGGAGUGAGGGAUCCAUCAUCUGAGACUCAUCCACUUUCCAAAUUCAAGACACUGAUGGACAGUCCUCUGCUUGGCACUAAAUACUCCAGAAGUAGAUGGUUAAGAACUCUUUGGAAGCUGAGAUGAAAAACACACCAAAUGGGCACUUGUUUGCAUUGCCUUGGUGGGUGAUCUUAGAGCUCCUGACAGCCUAAAAUUCUGCCUAUAGUUGUGCUUUUCUGCGGUGCUUCCGUUCACAUCAUACUCCUGCUCUCGCAACAGUCAUUGUGUCUGCAUGCUCUACAUUUUAAUGGAGCUCCCCUUCCUCCCCUGCCUCAGACCAGUCAUCUUAGUAACUUCUUUGCUCUUUACUAGUGAUACCAGUAGUUCUUCAACAUUUUUACUGUUCACUUUGCUUACUCCAGGCUCCUUAGCAAAGUGAAAGACUUCACUUUGAAUCAUCACUUUCUCAAAACUAAUGUUGGCAAAAAAUUUCAGGAAGCAUUUCUUCCCUAUUUCAUUUGUCAUUUGUAGUGAUACUUUUUUCAAAGUCUAAUCAGUGCAUCAAGUGCCUUUAUGGUAAAAACUCUUCCAUGAAUCCUUCAUCCAAGUUCAGUACUCCUGUCAACACUGCACCUCAGGUGCUUUGUCAUCAACUAAGGUGAAUUGAAGGCUGUGAUGACUCCUUGAUAUAAAGGCUACAAUAAAGACAUAGAGAAGCCAAAGAUCACACAGAUAUUUGUAACUGAAAGCUCUAGAACAAUGUCCAAAACAACAUCUUUAAUCAAAGAAGCCUUGUAUGGAAAAUUUUCCUUCCUUAUGUAUAAGUUUGGACACCAUGUAGCAGGCCAUACCCUCUUCAGCAUUACCGGAAGGCCCUGGGGGUUCUGGAAUGGUACACCAGCAACAGUUUUGGUUUACAUCACCCUCACAGUUCCCAGCUAAAAGCAGUAUUAGCUUAUCUUUGGAAGUAUUAGUUCCUAGCAGUUUUUUCCUACCUUCUGAAAUAAAUGUACCAGAUGGCAGUUGUUUUUAAAAAAAAACAACACGCAAGUUCAUCAAGAUUGGAAAUUUACUCAGCAAUAAAACCACCUUUGGGAGAUUCUGCAGUUCACCAGGGGAGAUGCUACAGCCUCACUGAGCAGAAGUUGCUUCACCCACACCCCUCAAAGAGUCAGUCUUACAUGGUCCUUAAAUCUCUCAAACCUUCCAGACUUGCUUUAAAACUGAAAUCCUUCCACCCAUCCUCUCUUUCCUCCAUCACUUUCCAGUUCUCCCAAAGCGUUCAAAGUCACCCGCUGUACCAGGAUGUAUUCAAAUGGCAUCAGGCUGACCAGCUGCACAAGAAUCUCACUAAAAAUAGCACACCACGUUCAAGAACACCAUGAAACUUUGUGGAACCAACAUUUUUCACAGCUAAAUCUUGUCAACCUAGUGCGAAAAAACAAAAAAAGGCAGACACCUGCUUGGCCAAGAUCCUACUUUUUACAUGAUCACUUUUCUCAAUACACUAUCACUUCCAACUGUUUUUUUCCUAAUGCAGUGGUAUUUCCUAGGCCUCUGUAACACCUACUUUCUUCAUAGGCUUUUCCACUUCCACAGGAGACAUUUUUACUUAAUAAAGUUGGGAAAAUGA